This is a messenger RNA of Darwinula stevensoni, 4174 nucleotides long. The record is from the annotation of a GenBank genome assembly. NCBI's taxonomy places the organism in Eukaryota, Metazoa, Arthropoda, Ostracoda, Podocopida, Darwinulidae.
AACUGUUAUCCUUAUUUGAGGUUCAUUCUCCCAAGACAUAAAUUACAAGUCCAAAGUCUGGGCCUUCAACCCAAGCAAGCUGGCUUCUCAACAGCAGAUUCAAGUUCAGGCUCCGCAUCCCGAUGCCAGCAUGAAUGGAAUAUCACUGAGUGAACUAUGUUGCCUCUUUUGCUGCCCACCAUGUCCUGGAUCCAUAGCUGCCAAGCUGGCUUUCCUUCCACCUGAACCUACUUACCAUUACGUGGCUGUGACGUCUGGUGGUAACGUAACCUACAAGGUCCAGUUCAAUGACAGGGCUGAGUGGCAAUAUGGAGAAAGAGAGAAGGAGCUUUUGGACGUGUCUUUCACAACAAACUCCCGAGGGAACAAGAUUGCUUGCAUGUUUGUCCGCUGUGCUCCAAAUGCCAAAUAUACCAUUCUAUUCUCUCAUGGAAAUGCAGUUGAUCUAGGGCAGAUGAGCAGCUUUUACAUUGGCCUUGGAAGUCGCAUCAACUGUAACAUCUUCAGUUAUGACUACUCUGGUUAUGGAAGAAGUUCUGGGAAGCCAUCUGAGAAGAAUUUAUAUUCAGAUAUUGAUGCAGCCUGGAACGUCCUCCUGACAAAAUAUCAGGUGCCUCAGGAAACAGUGAUUCUGUAUGGCCAAAGUAUAGGGACAGUGCCUACAGUGGACUUGGCAUCUAGACAUCAAGUGCGAGCUGUGAUCCUCCAUUCACCACUUAUGUCAGGGAUGAGGGUAGCAUUCCCCAAGACUACCAGGACCUGGUUCUUCGACCCCUUCCCAAGCAUAGACAAGGUACCGAAAAUCACUGCACCUGUCUUAGUGAUUCAUGGGACUGAGGAUGAAGUGAUUGAUUUCUCACAUGGGAUAGCUAUCCAUGAGAAGUGCCAGAAGCCAGUUGAUCCACUCUGGGUGGAGGGGGCAGGUCAUAACGACAUAGAGAUCUACACCCAGUACUUGGAGCGGUUGAGGAGGUUUGUCUCUGUGGAGCUGUCCAACUGACAAAGCGAGGCCUCUUUGGAGGACCUUGAUAUCUACCUGCAGGAAAGCCUUCUCUGAUCUCAGCGUGAUCUAUUGUUCCACAAUCAUGAGGAAAUAUCAGAGUUAUAAUAAUACUAACAUAAUUUGAGGCAUGGCAGAGAACAUGACUGCAUGUGGCUGCAUUUUCAUGUCUCUUGUUCAAAAAGACAUCUUGCUUGCGAAUUGAUACCUUGGUGACAUUAGACAAGAUACAAUCGUGGCUUGGAGGCAUCCAGAAAAAAAAUUUUUUGAUCAGAAUGUGUGGUGAAGAAGGUGCUCAAGUCCAGUUUUGUCUGCUUGCAAGGAAAUCCAGUGUCCCACCAUCAGAUUCUCAUAUUUAUCCUGUAAGCCAAAGCAAUUCUCAAUGUGAAGUUUAUAAAUAAUAUGCUGCCUGUUCCUCAUCCUCCCCAUCCUGUAUUUCAUAGUGUUCAUUAUCUGUUGAGUUUCUGUAUCAUGUGCAUAGGAUACUUGUAUGGUUAUUGAACUUCUUUUGCCAAAGGAAGUAAUUAGGGAGGUUGAUCUGCUAUGAGAAGUAUAAAUGCAAUUUGUAUGUUUUGUUUACUAUAUCUUUGUUGAAAUUCCUUCUCCCAGGUGGUGAUCAUUGACAGAUCUUUUCCAUUCAUGGCAAUUUUUUCUGUUAAAGUCAUAGCAACAACCAUCCUCCAUUGGCCCUUACUCCCCAGCCUCCUUUCAAUGUCCAGUUUAUUCACAAUUUUAUUUUCAAAGGAAUUAAUCACUUCACUACCAGUCUUAAAACAUGUGGCUUCAUGACUGAAGUUGAAUUACCCUACAUGCCUACUUAAUUCUUCCCUGUUUUGUUUCACCUCAGUGGUCCAGUCACAUGUUACAGGCUGAGAGUGAAGUGGUUAAUAAUUCCAUGAAUUUUUUCUUACUACUUCUUCAUUUGAUUCCUACUGUCUUAGCAAUAGGUUGGAAAUAUGAAGCAUAUUCCAUUUAAUGGAUCUCCCAGCUCCAGCAAAAUCCCUGAUAUCCAUAUGAACUAUGGUUUUGUGGACUUCUCCAGCAUCUUUUGCAUAAUUUGAUCAUGGCUCUAAGCUCUGAAGUACUUGUGGUAAGAGUUUUUUACUUCUACUGAGUUCAUUUAUCCUAUGCUGUCACUAUGAGUGCAUGUCUUGCCUGUGAUGGAGGAGUCCAAGUAGAAAUGCAACUUUGAGCAAAAACAGUAAAACCGCUUUUGAUAUACAAAGACCCAAAUUGAUCAGUUGUCCUUAAUGCCUCUUCCAAUUGAAGGAUUUUUUUUUACCCUUCAUAAGUGUGCCUGUACAACAGUUUGUGAACCCCUUUCACUUUUGUUGAGACUGAUUAUGCAUCAGAGUUCAUUCAGGGCUGAUGUCUGUAUCAUGGGUUCAUUGUGCAUUGAAGGAGAUCUAUACUUCCUUCCAAGACUUGGUUUUGGAAGGAAAUAUUCAGUUCCAGACCAGCUUGACGAGUGCUCACAUUUUGUGCUGUGGCAUCUCAUAUAUGUUACAUUUAUUGUUCAUGUGUACAUUUGCACUCACUGAACCACUCCUGUUUGUUUCCCUACAGGUUUUUUAUGCACUCAUGUUGUGGCAGUCAUCAUGAAAUGUGAGAGAAAAUGAUCUCACUCAAAUGGAUAAGCACUCUUGUCACAGGUACAGUCAGGAAAUCAAUUGGUAAAACAGCUCAUGACCUGAAUAUACCCACUUUUGACAUGCACUGAUAAUAGCAUUCUCGUGUCAAAAUCCAAGGUGCAGUUAAAUUGAAUAGGUUUUGCUUAGGAAGAUAGUUAGGCAUUCAAAUCCUGUGCAAGGGUGCAUCCAGAUAAGCCUCUCUUGACAUCAGUCAGCUUUUUUUCAUACCUCUACACGUAAAUGUGAUAACUUGCAUUCUACUGUUUGAAGUGUGGGUAUAAUUCAUUUACUGAAUGACCAUGAGUGACAGGGAUUUUCUUUUCCAAAGUACUUCUUGAUGUGUUUUGCAUGAGCCCCAUGCAUAAGAUGGAUGCAGGGGAACUGAAAGUGCUUAUGGAACCAGAAUAUAAUGGAGAUAAAAUUAACGAGACAUUGAAUAGGAUGCACUUGAAAAAACUCUUUCGUGAGCUUGGUCACUAUCAUAAGGUAACUGUGCUAGAAAGUGCUAUCUCUGCUGUACCAAUUGAUCCUCUUAAUGGGCAACAUUUGCCCUAUUCUUGAGAAGUACAUAGAUCAAUUGAUUCCUUUUAAUGAAAAUGAGUCUUGAUGCAGCACAAAAAGGGUUACAUUAUCCAAACCAGACCUGAAAAUAUGUUUGAUGGUUGCUUGUUUUACAAUAUUAGUUUGAUUCCUACGCUGUGCGUAAAAUUGUUGGAUCUGGCAGCAGCAGCUGUUUUCUGCUGUUUUCCCUUACAUUUGUUUGCCCUUUGAGAAUAUUGGUCAUUAGGUCAAGUGGUACAGUGUAUGGGGAUAUGUAGAAGCUAAACAUGCCUUCUCCUCUCUUGUUAUUGAAGUCACACAAUGAACCACCAAAGCAUCUCAAGUGUCAGCCAAGAGUGGGUGAGUAACCCUUAAUGGAAUGAAUGAAAUUGAUAUUAUUGUCUCUUGACAAAGUUCUGCAUUUCAUGAUGUCAUGUCAAUGGCUGCCUGAAUCAGACCUUUGACUGGUCUUGUGAUAGCGAUUCCCUCAUUUUUCAAUGUCCAUUUUUCCCAUGCCAUGGAUAUCUGUCCAUCUCCCUCAUCCCUUUCCAAAUAUUCAUGCUCUUAAGUAUCCUGAAAUCCUCUUGAAUAGAGAUAUCUCUCUUUCCAAUGUUAAUGGGUUUAUUUUCCCAUGUUUACAACUACUGUCUUGCUGUAAUGACAGAGAUAUGGUGUCUCUUGGCUUUGCAGCAUUGAUGUGAAUAUAGCCAAGUACCCAUUUCCUGUUACAGUCUCCUUCAUCUUCCAUUUCGAACCAGGGGGCUUUUAAUAACAUGAGCGCUGACUUCUUGUGAAUGCCUCACUGCUUUGCCCUUUCAGCGUGUCUCUUCUCAUCUGGCUCUGCCAUGGAAAGUUGCUGCUUUAUCCAAUUCGACAGUUAAGACCUGAAAUAGGGGGAUUUCAGACCCACCUAAAAUGGGUACUUUUAUGGUCAUGGGCUCCCAUCAGCUUCCUUUUCAAAUGUGCAAUUAUUGGGAAUAUAUUUGCUAUGCACUUCCAUGUA